CUCAAUUCCUUCUCUACCUCACUACUUGCAGCACAGUAAUAGUAGCUAGCAUCCAUUAAUGGCUGCCCUAAGGAGCUUUCUCAAGAAAAGAUCCUCUGUGCUUUGCAAUGGAGGAGCAGUGAGACACAGGCUCUUCUCCGCUCAGGUGUCCCAACCCAUCCCCGAUUCUCCAUCUUUCGCUCAGAGAAUCGGAAAUCUCCCCAAGGAUCUUCCUGCCACCCAAAUCAAAACCCAAGUUUCCCAACUCAUUGGUAGAACUCCCAUUGUUUAUCUUAACAAAGUCACUGAGGGAUGUGGAGCUUUCAUUGCUGUCAAGCAAGAGAUGUUCCAACCCACCGCUAGCAUCAAGGACAGACCGGCACUUUCUAUGAUCAACGAUGCAGAAGAGAAGGGCUUGAUAACUCCCGGGGAGACAACGCUGAUCGAGCCAACGUCGGGGAAUAUGGGAAUCAGCAUGGCUUUUAUGGCGGCCAUGAAAGGGUAUAAGAUGGUUCUAACUUUGCCGUCUUACACUAGUUUGGAGAGAAGGGUGUGUAUGAGAUGCUUUGGAGCUGAUUUAAUUCUCACUGAUCCAACCAAGGGGAUGGGAGGGACUGUUAAGAAGGCGUAUGAUCUUUUGGAAUCUACGCCGAAUGCCUUUAUGCUCCAACAAUUCUCAAAUCCCGCCAAUACUAAGGUGCAUUUUGAAACUACAGGCCCUGAGAUAUGGGAGGAUACCAACGGACAAGUUGACAUCUUCGUAAUGGGAAUUGGUAGCGGAGGCACUGUCUCUGGGGUCGGGCAGUAUCUCAAAUCUAAAAAUCCUAAUGUUCAGAUAUACGGAGUGGAGCCUGCUGAAAGUAAUGUGCUGAAUGGUGGUAAACCAGGUCCUCAUUCAAUCACGGGCAACGGGGUUGGAUUCAAACCAGAUAUAUUGGACAUGGAUAUGAUGGAAAGAGUGAUUGAGGUUCGUAGCGAAGAUGCAGUAAACAUGGCAAGACAAUUGGCACUGAAAGAAGGGCUUAUGGUGGGAAUAUCGUCUGGAGCCAACACAGUGGCAGCAAUGGAGCUUGCUAAAAAGCCUGAAAACAAAGGCAAACUCAUUGUGACUGUUCACGCGAGCUUUGGGGAGCGAUACUUGUCAUCUGUUCUAUUUCAAGACCUGAGGCAGGAAGCCGAAAACAUGCAACCAGUUGCAGUCGACUAACCUUAAGUACUCCAAGGCUCUCCGUGUGACAUGUAAAAUCGCUUGUAUCAGUGUAUGCGUUGAUGUCUGCCUUGACGAUAUAAGGCCUUAUGUCUUGAAGUUAGAUUUUAUGCAUAGAACAUUGUCUGCAAUUUACCUUUCUUGUGAAACUUGUGUUGUGACUCUCUGAAAGUGUAAUGUAAUGCAAUUCAUCUUUGAGUCUGCAGAGCAUGUGUGCACACGUAUAACCACACAUAUAACCUUCGGAAUCUGUCUUCUGAGUUUUGAGGUAA
Malus domestica (apple) is the source of this 1458-nucleotide messenger RNA. Its product is annotated as L-3-cyanoalanine synthase 2, mitochondrial. Lineage: Eukaryota; Viridiplantae; Streptophyta; Magnoliopsida; Rosales; Rosaceae. Gene Ontology annotation, molecular function: cysteine synthase activity. Gene Ontology annotation, cellular component: cytoplasm. The record is from RefSeq and is marked provisional.